Molecule: messenger RNA, 600 nt
Organism: Fusarium redolens
Lineage: Eukaryota; Fungi; Ascomycota; Sordariomycetes; Hypocreales; Nectriaceae
Product: chaperonin 10-like protein
Exons: 1
Molecular function (GO): zinc ion binding; oxidoreductase activity
Source: RefSeq, a predicted model, not a curated record
UAUCUAAGCCUUCCGGUCCCUAUCCCGGACAAAAACCAACUCCUCGUCGAGGUCAAGGCUACCGGCCUCUGUCACACCGACUGCAACAUAGUAUCUGGAUUAGACAAUACUUUCUUCUGGAAGCGGCCUAUCAUCUUGGGUCACGAAACUGCUGGCGUGGUUGUCAAGGUAGGUUCAGACGUUACCAAGUUCAAAGUUGGUGACCCUGUCGUUGCCGUUAUCGGCACUGAGCACCCCAUCACAUUCGGAGACGUGACCACCGCCGCCGGCAUUGGCUAUGAUGGUGGAUUUGCGCAGUACGUGGCACUGUUUGAGUCAAAGACACUGCGUAUUCCUGAGGGGGUCACGUUUGCUCAAGCGGCCGUGGCUACCGAUGCCACUGCAACAGCAUACCAUGCUGUCGAUGUCGAGGCCCAGAUUUCUGCGUCUUCGAAAGUCGCCAUCAUUGAACUGGGUGGUCUAGGUCUAUCGGCGGCUCAGAUUGCAUCCCGCCUUGGCUCCAAGGUCCGUAAAAUGCUAGUUGCCUUAUAUAAAAGGGAGCUUGGCUGGCUUGCGACUAAGCGGGCCAAUUAUACAUUUCCACAAGAUGCAACAUUUUGA